AUGCAUGUCCUCUCCGAGCCCGACGUGGCUCAGAUCUUCCGGAACUUGACCCAGGAAAAAUGCCACGACUUCAUUGACAUCCUAGGCAAGGCACUAGUUGCCAUAUCCGCUGAAUCCAAGCCCAAUGUUGCAGAUUCGGAGAAGCUGAUCCAUCAGCCACUUCGCACCGUAUUCGCCACAAAGGCUAACAACUCGUGCAUCUUCAUGCCCGUGUCUGACACCGUCAGCACCGGCGUCAAGGUUGUCACCGUUGCUAGUGGCGGUAUCCAGGGUGUUAUCAAUGUCUUUUCGCCAGAUGGCCGUUUACAGGGUCUUCUCGCAGCCGCGGAGGUUACGGCUUUCCGUACGGCACUUGCCUCUAUGACACUAUUUGUCCGCUGCACCUCUCUCCGCAAAGAGAACAUCCUCGUCCUUGGAUCCGGUCGACAAGCAGAAUGGCACGCUCGACUAGCUCUUCUUCUUUACCCCAACCAAAUUCGCCAAGUAACAUUCAUCAACCGCGGCCGUCAAAGACUCAACGAGCUGGAACGCGACGUUCUCGGUGACUUAGGUCAACGGUAUGCCAAUAUCAAAUUCGCCACUUUCGCAAAGGAAGGCACAGUAGAUUACGAGGCGAAACUCCUCGAGGCUCUACAAGCCUGCGACGUCAUCUUCAGCUGCACACCGUCUAUUGAACCCAAUUUCCCAUACUCUGCGCUGAAAUCUGUGCCCAAACAGCGCUUCAUCUCUCUCAUUGGAUCGUACAAGCCUCACAUGCACGAGAUCGAUAGUGAAACUCUGCUUUCUGGCGGAGGCAAGAUCUACGUUGACUCGAAAUCGGCGUGUAUGGAGGAGUCGGGUGAGUUGAAUACGGCGAAGGUUACGGAAGACCAGUUGAUUGAGAUGGGUGAUCUUUUGGGAGAGCUUAGUCCCGAACAGGCGCUUGAUAUUCCGGACGGAUGCAAUAUUAUUUAUAAGUGUGUUGGAAUGGGUUUGAUGGAUCUUGUUGUUGGCAAGAAGGUGCUUGAUGUGGGGAAGGAGGAGGGACUUGGGACUAAUGUUGAUGGAUUCUAG
Penicillium atrosanguineum is the source of this 1053-nucleotide messenger RNA. RefSeq names its product putative proline utilization protein PrnX. NCBI's taxonomy places the organism in Eukaryota, Fungi, Ascomycota, Eurotiomycetes, Eurotiales, Aspergillaceae. The record is from RefSeq and is a predicted model, not a curated record. The transcript has a single exon. Bases 1 to 1053 code for a protein of 350 amino acids. Gene Ontology annotation, cellular component: cytoplasm.